Messenger RNA from Oenanthe melanoleuca, 5310 nucleotides. RefSeq names its product smoothelin like 2 (gene SMTNL2). Gene Ontology annotation, molecular function: tropomyosin binding; protein phosphatase 1 binding. Gene Ontology annotation, biological process: actin cytoskeleton organization; positive regulation of vasoconstriction. The transcript is spliced from 8 exons. The coding region runs from base 1117 to 2487 and encodes 456 amino acids. The record is from RefSeq and is a predicted model, not a curated record. Gene Ontology annotation, cellular component: microtubule organizing center; I band; filamentous actin. Lineage: Eukaryota; Metazoa; Chordata; Aves; Passeriformes; Muscicapidae.
UUUUAGAUAAGGUUGCAUAUGUUAAGAAAUUACAUGUGAGCUAAUGGUAAUUGCAUUCUGUUAUUAUUGCUUUAGGGUCUUACACAUACUGGCUGUGGCAGAACUCCAAAUUUCCCUGCACAUUCUAGAUCUACAAGCAUAGCUUCUUGCUGCUGCGAGAGAGCUACUAUUGACAACUGUUAAAUGGUACCAAAGAAGUUGUAGCUACCUGACAUAAAGUGCUGACAUGUACAGGCUACCUGGCGAUGAAAAUUUGCUUACAAUAUUUCUCAGAUUCCCUUUUAUUUUUGUCUCAUGCUGCAGUAAAGAAUAUGCCUGAAAGCGUUCUGCAUCGUGUCUCUGGCUAGUUCAACAGAAAUUCGUGUCUCAUCCCCCAAGCACACAGACUGGAUCUGCUGGACGACUUUGUCAGCUUAAUACGAGUGCCUGUCGAAUUGCAGCCUCCAGUGGGAAACGUUUAAGUGUGAUUAUGUUGGUUGUAAGUACCUGCCCGUGAAAGCGCAGAAACUUGGCAGUUGGUCUAAGGGUGUAUGAGGUACAUUUCUGUCUCUGUCCUCGAAGACCGUUCUUUUCUCCCUUUGACUCCGUGUUCCUCGCGAAAGAGACAAUCAAAUUUCGACAUCGCCAUCGUUCAAGCAACCUCGGAAGGAUUUGGUACUAACCCCUCCUCCCCUCGUUCUGUCUCUCUCCUAUUCCUUCCCGAUCCACAUCUCUCAUUGCUCGUUCCCGCUCAGCGGCGCUGCCCCCGCCCCGCCCGCAAGCCCAUCGCGCCCGUCCCUCUCGGGCCCUGAAGCCCCCGGGCAGCUGCGAACGAGCCCCGCCCCUUCUCCCUGCUUGUUCCAGCAUUGCGUGCCGAAAUUCCAUUUCCGCCUUUGAAGGAGUGUUCGCCGAGCGGGGCAGACCGCUUCUGUGCUUCUGUGCGGCGGCUGCCCCGGGCCCCGCUGAGCUCCUGCCCGGGAGAACGGGCCGUGCCCGGCGGCGCCGGGCUGGGGCCCGCCGGGAGGCACAGGGAAUUCUCGAAGAGGAGAGGCGGCGGCGGGCGGGGAGAGCAUCGGGCGUCUGGCGCUAGCCGCUCUCGGGCGUCCCUGCCCGCGCAGCCUGCGCUACGCGGACACCAUGGCCGGCGAGAUCGAGGAUCUGAACGGUCGGGAGGCGCAGACGGUCUGCGACGGCCUGGGACGCUACGAGGACACGCUGCGGGGCGCCGUCCGGGAGAUCCAUGUGGACAUCCAGUUGUUCAAGCAGGGGGUAGGCCGGCAGGUGGAGGAGGUGCUGCGCCUCGCCAGCCCGCUGGCACACGCUGUCUCUGAGCUGCAGCAGGAGAACCGGCGCCUGCGGGUGCAGCUGGAGCGCCUGUCUCGGCAGGUGGAGGCCCUGGGCCGCUCGGCGGGGUUACCGCACGAGUGGGUGAACGAGGCGGCGGAGAGCCCUCGGGCCGGCUCGCCCCGGCGAGGUUCGGCCAGCGGCUCAUUCUCCAGUCAUGCCAAGCUGGCGGUCACUGGCCGGAGCCAAAGCGUAGACCUGGAUGAGCACCAGAAACCUGAGUUUAGAAGAGUUUUUAGUUCUUCCAACAUUGAAAAUGGGCAUCGAUCUUCAGCAUCAGGUCAGGCAAAAGUUGCCCGUGAAGUGACCUGUUUUCAGAUGUCAGAAUCAUCUUCCCCUGAAGCCCAUGCCCCUGUAGUCACCUUACAGAUGCCCCACCUUCCUGUUACUGCAGUAACCAGGACACUUGAGAAGUUUUCAGGAGAGAACAUCUGUCCAACAGGAACAGCUAAUACAUCUUGCCUGCUGGGGCAGGGCAAGAGCACAAAUACAAUGGGAGUAAAAUCUUCCAACCAGCCAGAGAAUGCUACUUCUGUCACCAAGUCUAUUUCAGCUGUGAACUACGGGCUGCGUAGUGGAGCCAAAACUGGUGAAAGUGCCAUUGACAGUUACUGUGAGGUGAGCCCCAGCUCUCACUCACCUCCUCCUGCUGUACAUCACCAAGUUGAAAGGAGGCGAGAACUGGUGCGGUCUCAGACGCUCCCACGGAUUACAGGAACGCAGGCCAGGAAAACACUUUUUGAGAAACUUGAACAUGAGGAUGGAAAAGGAAAAGGAGAAUCCAGAGCUAAGCUAAAGCGGUCGCUGAGUUUUGGGGUUGCCAGUGCUAGCAGCAUUAAACAAAUUCUGUUAGACUGGUGUCGCUCAAAAACCAUAGGAUACAAGCACAUUGAUCUCCAGAACUUCUCCUCAAGCUGGAAUGAUGGGAUGGCAUUCUGCGCUCUUGUGCAUUCUUUCUUUCCUGAAGCUUUUGAUUAUAAUAAGCUUGACCCAGCUAAUCGCAAGCAGAACUUUGAGCUGGCCUUCACAACGGCCGAGAAAAUGGCUCACUGUGACCGUCUGAUAGAAGUGGAAGACAUGAUGGUAAUGGGUCACAAGCCCGAUCCCAUGUGUGUCUUCACCUAUGUGCAGUCACUGUACAGUCAUCUACGACAUUUUGAGUAAAACCAUCAACACCUCUCCAGCCAGAAGGGUCAAGUACAGCAUGGGAAGAGUGACAUUUUGCAAAUAGAACACAGUAUUAUUUCUUGCUUUUUACUGUCCCUUUGCUUACAUUCAGCUGUGUGGAUGGCUGACUGAAGUAUUGCUGAGCAGUGCCCUGAAGUGUUGAUCACAUCACUAUGUCAGUAAUACAGAAAUAAGUUUGAAAAAGACAAAAAUACAUUGUUAAAGGCAAAUACUGUCAUUUUGGUGCUAGUAGUAGAUUGGACUUUUAAAUGUUUAAAGAUCACAGGAAGCAAAUUUGCUUCUCCUGUCUCUGUAAGACUGGGGACAAUUUUAUGCAGCAAUUCUGCUAUGAAGGUCCAUCUUAAAAUGGAGGUAGAACUCCAGAAGACAGCACGUUCAGUUUCACUUCUCUGUUGAGCAUAGUGCAAAAGAAAUAGCAGAUGAACAAGAAAGAUUCUUUUUAGCAAAUAAUAACCUUGAGUACUCAACAAUUAGGGCAAUAAUUCCUCCCCUCCAAACCUACCUGUCCACUCCAGCAUACAUACACAGAGAUCAAACAGGCAUUGUUUUGUUCCCUUAAAGCAUAAAGAGAGCAUAACCUCUUGUCUGAUGAGUGUGAUGACAGACUACUACGUUACAUAAUGGCGUUUGUCUGUCAUGGUCAAAUCUAAUUGCAGUUGCUGACAGGCAUGCUAAAGCCUCUCCCGGCAGUCCUGGAUUAAUUUAUUGAUAGGAAUAGCAAUAGCUGGGACUGUUCUUUAUCUGAGAUUGCGUGCUUGCAGUGUUUAGGAUUGCGCGAAAGGUAGGAACUAGCAAGGUGCAAAAACCUUUGAACAAUUGUAAUAGAAACAAGCCUGUAAUGUGCUUUUACUUGGACUCGAGAAGAGCAGCUCUUCAGUGUGGACAGGAGUGAGCCCUUUACAGUUUGUUCAGUACAGAUGCUGAUUCUGAGGUAGAUGAACAAUACACAAAAAAUAUGGAAGAUGUGUGACUUUUGAAGCAGUUUCAAAAGCCUUGCACUAGUUUCAGUUUUCAGUUAAAUUAGCAUUAAAACCACUGUACAAUUAGAUUAUUCCAGAUUUACUGGACUAAAAAAAGCCUUCUAAAAUUAUUUCUUUCAUAAGAACAGGCUCAUAGAAACUAAAAACUGAAAGCCACUAGUCCUCUGCUCAUGCUUGAUAAUGUUUUUUAACCUGCCCUUGUGCUUUUUGUAGAUAUUUAGAAAGAUGAAUUUGCUUCUGUAUUGAUGACCAGUUAUAAUAAUUUAUGUCAAGCAUUCUUCCGAUUUAUUGCAUCUUUUUAGAAUGAUGUGACAACCAAGCAAAAGCAGUGAAAACCACAGAGAGCUUUUACUUAAAAGGUUUUUGUUCCAGUUGUUAUUCUGUGUGCUCUGAAUUUCAGUUUUAAAAGUACAUAAGUUCAAUUGCAUUUCAAAUAUGAUUUUAGUGCAAUCUCCCUUUCUAAUCAACUUUACUUAAGAAACCAUGAAUUAAGCAACCACUUUGUUAGCAUUAAAGUGCCAUUGCCUUCUGUUUUUUACUUUGUCUUGAAUGAUUAUAAUUCUGAGAAGUAAGUGUGCUCCUGUAGCUCUACCAAAUGUACUGUAAGGAUAAACCCGUUGUACUUACGUUUUGGAGGAGUUUGGAUUAAGCACAAUGAGAAAUCUGUCCAAAACUGGCAUACGCAAUACACUUAUUUACAUUCUUACAGUAGAAUACUUUUUAUUGAGUAGCAAAGGCAAGUUCCAUCAUUACUACCACAAGAGGGGCAAUACUGGCUUAAUACAUCGCAUCCCUUCACAGUCUGAAGUCAUGGAUGAUUUUACUGUGUGAUGUGAGUGCUGAAGACACAGGUAAGUGCUUGGCCAAUUUAGGUCUAAUACUAUAUAAUUAUAUAAAGGAAGUUUUAGAAUGUGAAAUUAUUGCCAGUUCACCAGGGUGAAUCUACAUACUUUCCGUAAUUUAUCUUGUUUUUGCAGCUACACACUAGGUAUUUUUGUACAGGUUUUCUAAAGUUUUCCCACUUCAGAGACAUGAGGGUAAAGAUACCUAGGAUUUACCAGCCACCUCUUUGCAAGGAAGAUUUUAAGCUGAGUUGACCUGUCGAUGGUUUGUGUGUAAGGGUUAGGGAGAUAGUGCUAUGACAUACUUUUAGAAAAACUUAAAGCUUUGUGCAUUAAGAGAUCUGCUCUUUAUGGAUAACCUCAACUAUUUGAUUGUAUGAUUAAAUUGAAAUUAAAGUAUAUAAUGUAUGCCCCCAAUUGAUUUUUCAGUAUUUUUAUUUUUUAAAAAAUGCAGUGCACGUGUGUAUAUAUGUCAGUGUGUUUAACAUGAAUGAUAAAAGAACAAUCUAUUAAGUUGGCGUAGUAUAUAUUUUACACAAAUGGACUGUUUAUUAACUUUUCUAAUGCUUCUAUAUUAUAUCUAAAAUAUAUCUAUGGUUGUUUAUUGGCAGCUCGAUCCUACUUUUAAAGGCUAAAUCAGUUUGUUCUGUGCAAUAGUUUCAAGAUAAUGUCAGCAGAGACAUCAUCUGCUUUUUAAGACUAUGCUUCCUACAGCAGGAAAGUCCUUCUCUUUUAAAGUACAAUAACUGGAUGAAUGUCUUUCAUUGCUUCUUCCUUUGUGUGAUAUUUCCAAUAAAGUGUUUACUCUAAACAUAUGCUCAAACUCAUGCAAACUCUUUUAUAUGUAUUUUAAAUAUAUGUAAUUACAUAUAGAACUAUCCCAAAGGUUUAACCUUGUAUCAUUAAUUUAAACCCAGCCUGGCUUACAGAGGUAGUUUUAUAGUGUCCAAAAUAAAAGAUGGGAUUGCUUUGUGUAA